This is a messenger RNA of Microthlaspi erraticum, 597 nucleotides long. The record is from the annotation of a GenBank genome assembly. NCBI's taxonomy places the organism in Eukaryota, Viridiplantae, Streptophyta, Magnoliopsida, Brassicales, Brassicaceae.
AUGGUGAAGAAACUUGGUUCACUAAAAUGUGAAGUGAGGAUAGUAGAAGCAAGAAACGUAGAGAUCAAGUCACAAGCUAGUACUCUGUUCGUUAGAUUCUAUCUCUCUGCAGGACACAACAGAAAGAUCGAAGUAAACACGAGAGAGAUCUGUUCGAAAUCAGACAACCACUUCAUUUGGGAUCAACCUUUUGGUCUGGAGUGUCAAGGGAACGAAGCGGCAGUAGAGGAACUGAAGCAACAGAGAGUCGUUUUCGAGCUACGGAGAAGGAAGACGACGUCGUUUCUUAGAAAGUCAUCGAGAUCGGAAGUUGUCGGGAGAGGUGAGGUUUCAUGGGAAUCGGUGUUCGAGUCUCCGGGCAUGGAAAUCGAGAGAUUUGUCGUGAUGGGUGAGACGAAAAAUCAAAACUUGGAAGAUAAAAAGCCUGUUUUGUUGAAGAUAGCUUUAAAGCUCCAAGCUUUAGAAACAGAGACGAUCAACAAGAAAGACAAGAGAUUAGAGAAGCGUUGUGUGUCUUGUAGCAGUAGAGAUUGUGGAAGUUGCAAUUGUUUAGAUUACGAAGCUUUUGCUCUAGCUUGUGCUUUGGAUUGUAUAUAA